This is a messenger RNA of Knipowitschia caucasica, 510 nucleotides long. The record is from the annotation of a GenBank genome assembly. NCBI's taxonomy places the organism in Eukaryota, Metazoa, Chordata, Actinopteri, Gobiiformes, Gobiidae.
AUGCUCAGGUGUUUGUGGGGGGGGGUCAGGUACUCCAGUUGCAGCAGGAGGAGGGGGCGGCUGCUCAGUUUCCUCGUCGGUCAGGCCAAGAUGGCCGUCUAUGUGAGCAGGAGGAGGAUGGUCCAGGACCAGAGUGAGAUCAGUCCCAGGGCUCUGCUGGUCCGGAUGGUCCAGGCCAGACUCAGGCUGGAGUUCGGUCUCUACAGGAUAAAUGGGGAUCAGGAGGGGUUUGAGGAGCGCUGGGGGUUCAGGGAGAUGACGUCGAUGAGAGCGAUGUUCUUCAUCUGCACCAGAGAGAGGGUGCUGUGCUCUCUGCUUCUGGUUCUCACUGGUUCUCUGCAUCUGGUUCCCCCCGGAGCAGAGACUGACCUCCGAGCUCCCAGUCCCUCAGAGUUCCUGCUGUUCCUCAAGGAGCCCCUUGGGUUCACAGAGCCGCAGGAUUCCCAGAGUGCGCUGCUGUCUCCUCCACAGCUGCCUCCGCUGCUGCAGGGUCCUGCUGGAGAACCGUAA